Messenger RNA from Panicum hallii, 1446 nucleotides. RefSeq names its product vegetative cell wall protein gp1-like. The transcript is spliced from 3 exons. The coding region runs from base 1 to 1446 and encodes 481 amino acids. NCBI's taxonomy places the organism in Eukaryota, Viridiplantae, Streptophyta, Magnoliopsida, Poales, Poaceae. The record is from RefSeq and is a predicted model, not a curated record.
AUGCCUAUGCCCGCGUCGCGCGCGCUCACUCCGAGCCGCAAUCGCACGCUUAUACUGGCCCAGUGCUAUUGCUCUACCUCCGCGCUCCACCCUGUACGCCGCCAGUGCGCUUUCGUUCGCGAGCCGCAGCCGGCCACCGUGGUGCCGUCGCUCACCCGCCCGAACCGCAGCCGCGCGCGCUCUCACGGCCAGUGCCCGCCAGCACUUCACCGCCUGCAUCUGGCCGAGCCGCACGCGCCCCGCCUGGCCUGCCUCUGCUCGACCACAACCACCCGCGUGCGCCCGCGCUUGUGUCUGGCCACCGUCUGCCCAAGCCGCCGGCACCCGCAUCCGCCCGGCGCCUGCUUCGCGCCACCUGCAUCCGCCCGCCGAGCUGCCCGCUCGCUCGCCUGGGCCGCAACCGCCCGAGCGCCGCCAACGCUCCCGCCUUGGGCCACCGCCACCCCGCCUGCUGCUUGGGCCGCGGCCGCCUGCCGCACGCCCCGCGCACUGCCGCCGCCCAGCCUCGCGCGCGUGGACCGCUCGCCAGUGCUGCCGCCCAGCACCAGCGCCGCCUCCUGCUCGUUCCGCUUCCGCGCGCAGCACCGCGCCUGGCCGCUGCCGCCAGCCUCCGCGCGCUCCAGUGCCUGCGCGCCGCUCGGCCCGCGCCGCCUGGCCCUGCCGCACACCAAGCCGCCCAGCACCAGCGCCUCCCGCGCAGCGCUCGCACGCGCGCGCCCCCGGGCCGCUGCCCCUGCGCUCGCCUGGCGCCUGCUCCCACGCGCCUCAGGAGGAGGGGUCCAGGUCCCGGAGGCUCCAGCGCUGCGACGGCUCCUUCGUGGGGGACCCGGCCCCCAAGCGCCAGAAGACGACGGAGGUGGAGGGGCAGAGCAGCUCUUGGGCUCCGCCACCUCCGCCGCAACAGCGGCAGCCGCAGGAGAUUCCACCACCGCCGCCAACGACGCGGCGCCCAGUGACACCGCCACCACCAUCGGAGCCAGGGCCACAAGCGCCACCCCCGCCGCCAGGAGCGCCAGCGGCGGGAGUCCCCCUAAUCGCUCGGGGAGGCCCCUUUCUUCAGACAUGCCCAGCGUGCCUGCCGGCGAUGCGCCAGCUGAGGGGUCCGGCCCCCAGCCAGCUCCAUCGUCCCCUGUUGGGAAGUCGGCGACAACACCAGCAGGGGCUCCGCCCACACCUGCACCGGUAGAGUCCAGACCCGGAGGUCCGGAGCCAGAGGUCACACCCCCAAGGCCCGAAGCCGCACCUCAGGAGGAGGCUGCUCGACCUGCUACGACAGCCGAGGCACCAGCAGCGGCGGCGGCACCGGACACCAUGGCGGAGGCCUCUCCGGCAGAGCCAGCAGCAGAGGAGGCUGUGGCAGCGGCAGAGGCAGCAGUGCUGGAGGCCGCGGAGGUCGCCAGCACCGCCACACCACCUGCGCAGGAGAAGGAGCCGGAGGUGGUGUAA